UCUCGUGCAUGCACGUGUCACUGGACAAUCUCGGGACGAAUUCCGAGGUAAACGUGCGCGAGUUGAUGCAGGAUCACACGAUACACCUGCUGGACAUACAGAGAUCGGAAUAGGCAAGACAAUCCCGUCAUCAUCUGUCAUGGCUAGUAAUGCCUUCAGGAAAUUAACGUUACACAUCGCUAAUAUCCCGUGGACGGUGGGUCGCCACGAGCUCGCCCUGUACUUCUCCCAGUUCGGCUACGUGCACGAGGCCUCUGUCGCGUUCAACAAGCAGACCGGGCUUCAUCAGGGCCACGGGCACGUAACGUUAGUCAGGGUGGGUCCAAAGGAUGUGCUUGGUCACAAGCACUUUCUAAAAGGGAAGGAGUUGCUUCUGACCAGAAAACAGUCCGACGACAACGACAACGGUAGUACGUUUAAUUGAACGAGCUGCAAAA
This is a messenger RNA of Ooceraea biroi (clonal raider ant), 437 nucleotides long. RefSeq names its product 31 kDa ribonucleoprotein, chloroplastic. The record is from RefSeq and is a predicted model, not a curated record. Gene Ontology annotation, molecular function: RNA binding. NCBI's taxonomy places the organism in Eukaryota, Metazoa, Arthropoda, Insecta, Hymenoptera, Formicidae.